Molecule: messenger RNA, 3705 nt
Organism: Suillus subalutaceus
Lineage: Eukaryota; Fungi; Basidiomycota; Agaricomycetes; Boletales; Suillaceae
Exons: 6
Coding region: 196-3705 (1169 amino acids)
Source: RefSeq, a predicted model, not a curated record
CCUUAUAAGUUUAACGUAAUGACCCAAUUGUGUGAUCGUGGGAGAGUAUCGCCUCGUUUGUGUUCUUGUGCGGAUGAAACGGAGCAAAGUUUGCAUCCCGUGAGGGUUCUCCACGCGUUGUAGACACUGUCAGUUUGUGCGCACAGGACGACAUCGACCACUGGAUCAAAACUGUUCUCGUCAACGCAGACAGUGAUGAGCACCUAUAUCCAAACACAGGCCCAUCCCCCUCCAGCCGCACUAGGACGCAAAAAUUCGUUCUUCGGCGCCAUCAAGAACAUCGUCACUGCCCCACUCUCAUGGUUUGGUGGCAGCGAGGAAGACUUUGACGAUGGCGACGCUAGAGGAAAGCGAAGGCGGCUGCCCAUCGCUUCUGAACAGACUCGCGAUGACUCAGACUCAGACUCAGAGCAACGGACCAAGAGAAUGAGAAUGGGCAGCCCCAACAGAGAUAAGCAACCAUACCUUGAUCCUCCUCGAUCAGCCUUCAGGCAGCACCAUAGAACAUCUGAAGACGUACGCAUCCAAAAUCAUCGACAUGUUUCGCCCUCGCCACGAAAAGCUCUCCGUGUACCUACUACCACACCCCGUAAUAGACGCACGAUGUCCCCUUACCCAAGUGGAUCACAGCUCAAGGCACAGCCGUCUGUGCGUACUAUGUCUCUUGAUCCUCCAUCUGGACUAGGCUAUUUCGGUUCGCCAGCACGGUUGCAGCCAGUCCCGACUAUGCAAGAUCUCACUGAGGAGAAAGAUGCCAUGUCCAUCAGCAGGGAACCGUCCAUGUCAAACCUUCGUAUGCGUACGUCUGUUACACCCCAGCCCUCGGGUUCCGAUUUUGGCCCCGUUAUUCCCCCUCGCAGGGAGCGCGAUCCAACCGAACCGCCACCGCUUACGACAUUGAUGUCAAACCCCAUGUUUGUCAAGCCUCCGCCUGGCUUGCAGAAGUCUAGUACUGCAGAAAUGACCAGACAAGCCACUCUUGGUUCAUUAUUAGACUCUCAACGUAAGCAAACCCGUUCACCUGUCCGACGGGGAUCCGUUCUGUUCGGCACUGGAUCCAUGACGGAUAUAUCUGCUCCCCAUCUUUGGCCGAUCAAUCCCGCCGAGAAGGCCCUGCAUGAGCUUGAGGUAUACAAAACUCCCCUCCUUCCCUCGCGCCUCAAGGGUGCACCGAUCCCGGACACUUUUAUAUCCAAGAAGAGCCGCCCUAUCACUCUUAUGCAUGACCGGGACCGAGAGCGUAAGAAGGGGAAAGGCAAGAACAAGAUGAAGGAUCGAGAUGGUGUCAAUGGGACAAAGCCAUACGCGGGCGAGGGUGGCAUGAAGAAGUGGCUGGCAAGGAGGAGGCGAGAAGAGGAGGCGGUGCGAGCGUAUGAGGAGGCUGACCGAGAGAAGGACAAAGAGCGAGCGAUGGAGGAGGACGAGAGUGCUGAGCUGAGGCUGAAAGCGCAAUGUAAGAAGCAGAUGGAGGUUGCUGCACUCCCGAAGGCACCUGCAUUCGAGCCGAAGCUCAGUACCACAAGGGAGAUGUCGUCUCUCCGCGUUGGACGCUCGCGGAUGCGCAAUCACAUUGAGCGCCCGUCAGCAAAGCGCACAAAUAAGUUCUCUGCGGCGUUUGAAGAUGACGAGGAUGUUAUGGAUGAUGAAAGAGCUGCACUCGAGGAGGCUGCAAAGAAAGUACCCGUAUUCGAAAUCCCUGCUGGGUUCACGUUUGCGAAAGAGACAUCCAUACCUCAUGAUGCCACAGGCACAAAAGAACCACCCAUCAGUGCGCUUCCAUUUUCAUUGUCUAAACCGAUUGCACCUGCGGCCAAGCCGGUCUCAGCACCCGAGCCCUCUGCAGCCCCUGCUCCAGCAGUUCCUACCAUCUCGUUUGUUCCUCCUACCCCACAGCCGCCCAAAUCAGAGGAACGUACUGAGGCUGCACCCGUUACAGCUACCCUUUCCACGAGUGCUUCUAAUAUUCCCAAUUUCUUUUCUAAUACGGCUGCGUAUACCAAGCCGUUGGCUGUUACUACCCUCUCGGGAUCUUUUGGUGCACCCCCUCCUGUUCUCGCACCAACACCAGCACUAGCACAAGUGCCAGAGGCUCCAAAAGUCACUGAGGCCUCUACUUCCUUGUUUGGUACGCCUAUAACUGCUCUUCAAGUACCUGGCACACCAUCCGCCGUGCCUGUUGCGAAUUCUAUGUUCGGAGCAGCUCCUGUGUCUGCAAGUACCUCAAUCUUCGGCCCUUCUUCCACUAGCACUGGCACGUCAUUUGGUGUUUUAGCACCACCAAAAGCAGCACCUGCUGCGAUAGAGGUGACGCCUGUCGCUUCCCCCGUCAUUUCUCCGCCGCCGGCACAUGCCUCUACCCCUGCACCGUCCUCUUCGCCAUCCUUGUUUAGUGCUUCAACUGCACCUGCUGAAGUUGCCCCUGCAAAUGAAGCUCCGAAGCCAGCGGAGCAAGAAGCGAGCAAACCUCCGUCGCUCUUUCCGAGCCAUCCAAGCCUGGAUUCUCUUUCGGGGAACGAGCGCCGACGUCCUGCGAUGACAGAGCCAUCGAAGAGUGCUUUCUCAUUCGGCGGGCCCGCACCUUCUACGACCCUUGCGCCCGUGCCUGCUCCUGUGAUAGAGGCUCCAAAACCGUUUUUCGGGAAGCAAGAUACAACCUCGGCGGCUGGAUUCUCGUUCGGCCCACGCCCCAGCACUGCGCCCGCAGAGGAGAAACCUACUUCAGUUCUUCCGCCUUUCUCAUUUGCGUCUGCUUCACCUGCCCCAGCUGAGAAGAAGCCAUUCACAUUUGGCACCCCUUCUCCUGCACCACCUACUGCUACAGCCAAGCCAUUCAGCUUCGGGCAUGCCAAUGCGGGCAGCAAUACCGCUGACACGAGCAAACCGUUCAAUUUUGGGCAGUCUGCCCCUGCCCCUGCACCCGCCCGUCCCGCCACGCCACCAAAAGUAGACCAGGAGAUUAGCAUGGACGAGAGCCCGAGUCGCGACAUGAACACCAACGGGAAAGCGCCAGAACGGCUAACACUCGAUUUCUCUUCUUUCUCUGGUGCCAGUAGCACCCCCGCAGGGAGUACCCUCUUCGCGCAGAGCCCUGCUACGGCAACAGGCCCUGGAUUCGGAUUUAAUACGGCCAGUGCCAAUCCAUUCGCGAAGCCAGAGGACAAGGAGAAGCCGGGGAUGGCGUUUGGCUCUGGGAGCUUUGGCCAGCCUUCUGGUUCAGGCUUUGGAUUUGGGCAGGGCGCAACUGAAACACCUGCCCCGGCAUCUGCAGCGCCGUUCUCGUUUUCGCAGGCAGCAUCACCUAAUGUGGCGCCGACUCCAGGGUUUGGAUUCAGCCAGACCGCAAGCAACGCAUUUGGACAGCAGCAAAGCACAUCGUCAGCACCAUCGAGUCCGUCGGCAUUUAACCGCCCAGGGACAUCGUUCUCUUUUGGCACACCUGCGUCUACGCAGCCUGCUGCUCCUUCGUUUGCGUUUGGUGGUAGUCAGCCUGCGUCGCCAGCUACCUCUGCCGGCGGGCUUCCACAGCCCUCAGGCGGUGGGUUCGCAUUCGGUCAGUCGGGUGCAGCGCCGGCUGCAACGCCAAAUUCAUUUGCUCCUACUACCGCUUCAUCUGGCGGAGGUGCUCUAUUUACCAUCGGUGCUGCUCCCCAGCCUGAUGGAAGACAAAUCAAGAAGCUUCCUCGUCGUGGAGUUGGGAGACGCUAA